Molecule: messenger RNA, 987 nt
Organism: Lindgomyces ingoldianus
Lineage: Eukaryota; Fungi; Ascomycota; Dothideomycetes; Pleosporales; Lindgomycetaceae
Product: HET-domain-containing protein
Exons: 2
Source: RefSeq, a predicted model, not a curated record
AUGCUGGCUCGGUAUUGGCUGGAAACUUGCAAUACGACACACAAUGUGUGCCAACAGUCGUUAGAAGGAAUAAUGUUGCCUUUAAAGGUUCUAGAUGUAUCGCAGCCUCAGCUUCCAAGACUUGUUUGCGGCGAGAGCGAGGCUCAGUACGUUACACUGAGCUACAAGUGGGGGAACGGAAAGAAGUUUCUGAUGACAUCCACUAACAUGGAAGUGCUUGAGGCUGGAUUCAACCCUAAAGUGCUACCACGAACUUUUCGCGACGCGAUCAAAGUAACUCAUGCGCUUGGACUUCGUUAUCUGUGGAUUGAUGCCCUAUGUAUCCAACAAGACUCACCAGAGCAACUCAAGCAGCAGAUCAACCUUAUGGAUAAAAUCUUCCUUGGUUCAACGUUAACAAUAUUCGCCUCCGCCGCGGAGAAUGCCGAUGUUGGGCUCGCACUAGACACGCCUGCCAAAAGAAUUCCGGUUCACCUGCCUAUCAAUACCACUGGAAGCUCGAUGGCCUCCGUGGGCCAAGUCCUUGUUAGCCCACCGCAUCAUUGGGAUCAUGACUAUGAUGGACAAGGCCUUCACAGCCGAGCGUGGGUUCUACAGGAGGAGGUUCUCUCACGUCGCGGCCUCUCGUUCUGGUCGGACCAAAUGCGAUGGCGAUGUGAAUCUAAGUCUUUGCUUCCUCGCGGACUCUCCUCCUGGAAAUUGGAACUCGAAUCACGACAACGACAGUUGAUGAAAGAUGAAGCUGUGACAGAGUGGUACUCAAUGGUCAGCACUUACUCUCAGCGCCAUUUGAGUUUCCGGAAAGACGCUUUGAAUGGAGUUGCUGGUAUAGCGUCAUUGCUGGGUAAAACUUACGAGCUGACGUAUCUUGCCGGCCUAUGGGCCGAAGAUCUGGGCAAAGGCCUCAUCUGGAGGCCAUACAACCUUUCCAAAGAACCUAAACAUUCAAACCAAAUGCCCGAAUUUCCAUCCUGGAGUUGGGCGUCG